AUGAAGAACGAUAUGGACCACACUGACCCCGUCAACGCGACCACACCCCUCAAUCCGGGCAUGGUCGCCGCUCCACCCAGCGAGUCUUAUUACAGCGACGCCCAUGACGACUCCUCCACUGACAAGGAGUACAGCGUUCACGUUGCUUCUUUGCUGCGAGCUGUGAUCAUCAUUCUCACGCUCACCAACGCCAUCCUGCAGAUCAAAGACGAGCCGGAAUGGCCCGUGACCAUCAUCCUCAUGGUCCUGACCUGGCUGUCGCUCACGUGGAACAUCUCCUCAGUUGUUCCUGGGUUGGUGCUCGUCGGCGGGAAGAAGGUAGGCAUGGUACUUCCGCAAACCAGCUUGGUCGUCGGCGGCCGCACCUACGUUCUCUUCGGUCCCAGUGAGGACGACACCGACAAGGACGGCAGGAGGGCCGUCCUCAGAACCGCUGUAGCCGAUCUCCUCCUCGGAGGUCACUUUCUUCUCUUCAGCUUGAUAGGCGAGCUUGGUCAAACCGUGAAUUGGUGGAGGCACGAGACGGCCAUCAUGGUCUUGUGUUUCAUCGUCACGGCCCUUCAGCUUGUCGUCGGUGCUUUCAUGCUCUUCCCGGCCCUUACUCAGACCCGCUUCGUCAUCCGAUCGGUGUAUCGCCGCGAUGCCGGUCAAUAUCACAUCAGAUUGCCCCAGGACAUCGAGGCUGCCCCUGUCCCCAGCAGACAGCCCAUCUCCAUCACCGCGUAA
Messenger RNA from Anthostomella pinea, 726 nucleotides. Lineage: Eukaryota; Fungi; Ascomycota; Sordariomycetes; Xylariales; Xylariaceae. The record is from the annotation of a GenBank genome assembly.